AUGUUCUUGUUGACGAUUUCGUGGUCCAACUUCAAGAAGCCGUUUUUGAUGGCCUGGUCGAUGGUGGCGCUGUUGGGCACAUAUCUCAAGUUGUCCUCGUUGGCCGGUUUGAAGAUGGUGCCCAACUCGUGGAUGAUGUACAGAAUCAAUUGGUCUCGCAACUUGGACGACGUGGUCCAGCCGCCGUGGCCGUCAAACACGCCCAAAAAACAUCCAGUCCGUGCUGGUUUUGAUGUUGUUGUCCUGCAAGAUCGGCACCUGGACGAUUUCCUCGGCACGGUCGUCCUCGAUGGGCGAGUUGGAAGGAAGCUGGCAAAUGUCGUACCGGGCGACGCCUUUGCCCCGGUUCACGUAGUACGACUCUUCAAACUGCCUGAGCUUGUUGCUCACCUGCUCGUCGUUCAAAAGGAACACGCCUUCCUUGUGUUGCUGCGCCCCAAGCCCGUUUUUCUGGAGCAUGGAGCUGGUGGUGGACGAAAAAUACUUGGAGUCCAAGACUUCGCCUGCCUUGGGCGCCUGUUUCGGCACGUUGCCGCCGCCCAACGACGACGGAACACUAUCCAACUUGUAGUAGUUGGUGUGGCUGAGAGUCACAUAGGAGCCAACAAUGAUCACGCCAGACACGAGAGCCACGUUUUUCCGGCCAAAGAGCCGAGACGUUUUCUUGGCCGCUGGCGUGCUGAGCAAGCGUCUGCAAGUGGGAAGGUGCUUGGAGGCAACGUAUAUUAG
Molecule: messenger RNA, 729 nt
Organism: Clavispora lusitaniae ATCC 42720
Lineage: Eukaryota; Fungi; Ascomycota; Pichiomycetes; Serinales; Metschnikowiaceae
Source: RefSeq, a predicted model, not a curated record